CCUCCUGUCACACGAUCCUGCACGCCAUUGGACCGGAUACCUGUCAGACGUUGUUUCGAUCAUCCCUACCUUCUUCGGGCGGGCCCGUGCUAUUCUAAGCUGGUCCAGACGGUCUGCAGAGGACCGCCGGUCGCAUACAAGCAACGGUGGAAGAUGGACUCUCUUCAAAGUCUAGUUGCCAGAGAUGCAACACCUGCUUGUGAGACGGGCAACGGAUAUGAUGGCCGUAUGGGCCUGCGUAUCUCGUCUAUCUUUGUCAUUCUCAUCGGUUCAACAUGCGGGGCUCUCUUUCCCGUCAUGGCCCGGAGUUUCAAGGACUCCAAGAUUGCAAAGUGCGCCUUCUUCAUCGCCAAAUACUUUGGCUCCGGUGUCAUCAUUGCCACCGCAUUUAUUCACCUGCUUGCCCCUGCAGAAGAGGCCUUGACCGACGACUGCCUUACCGGCCCAAUCACAGAAUACUCUUGGGUCGAGGGCAUCGUGCUAAUGACCAUUGUGGUACUGUUCUUCGUGGAGCUAAUGGUCAUGCGCUUUGCUCGAUUCGGCCACGGCCAUUCUCACGACGAGGAUGAUCAUCAUCAUGAGAAAAUCGAGCAUACUACUACCUCCUCCCCUGCUGAGUCGGUUGACAUGAAGACCCAUAUGCCGGGGGAGGACCAUCUCGGUCAUUCCCGCGAACACCAUGAUAUCGAGCUCGGAAAGCAGCACUCCGAUCUAGAGGAGUACGUGGCUCAAUUGACCUCCAUCUUCAUUUUGGAGUUCGGAAUCAUCUUCCACUCCGUUUUCAUUGGGUUGACCCUGGCGGUCACCGGCUCCGAAUUUGUGACACUCUACGUUGUCCUUGUCUUCCACCAAACCUUUGAAGGCCUGGGUCUGGGAUCUCGGUUAGCUACUGUUCCUUGGCCACACUCCAAGCGAUGGACCCCCUAUUUCCUUGGACUUGGCUACGGUAUCUCCACGCCUAUUGCCAUUGCGAUCGGUCUAGGCGUGCGCGACUCUUAUGCGUCUGAUGGCGCCACGACGUUGAUCGUCAGCGGUGUCUUUGACUCAAUUUCGGCCGGCAUUCUCAUUUACACGGCCCUGGUGGAGCUACUGGCCCAUGAGUUCAUGUUCAGCACGUCGAUGCGAAAGGCACCGAUCCAGAUCGUUCUGGCGGCUUUCGGUCUACUAUGUCUCGGUGCUCUAUUGAUGGCCCUGCUGGGUAAAUGGGCUUAAAAAUAUUAGAUAAAUUUCUUCUUUGUACAUAUAGAUACCAUUUAUGACAAUAUAUGAUGACAGUCUUCACAAACCAUCCCA
This is a messenger RNA of Aspergillus piperis CBS 112811, 1293 nucleotides long. It is a transcript of the gene zrfB, whose product is annotated as low-affinity Zn(2+) transporter ZRT2. The record is from RefSeq and is a predicted model, not a curated record. Gene Ontology annotation, molecular function: low-affinity zinc ion transmembrane transporter activity. Lineage: Eukaryota; Fungi; Ascomycota; Eurotiomycetes; Eurotiales; Aspergillaceae. Bases 154 to 1212 code for a protein of 352 amino acids. Gene Ontology annotation, cellular component: plasma membrane. The transcript has a single exon. Gene Ontology annotation, biological process: zinc ion import across plasma membrane.